AUGUGGGUGUGGCGCUCCUUAGGAUGCCAAGCUGCUGAAUUGCCGUCUUCGGUCUUCGCACCUUUAGGACGGCGGUGUUGUCAAGAUGGCGCAGACACGAGGAACAACUGGAGCAUCGAUUCGCUGAGUACAUCACUCAAGGACAGCAAGGGCAUUGUCUACCGACUGGGCCCUGGCAAAAGUGAGGGUGUUGCAGCCUGGCGUUUAGAGCCCUUCAAUGACUUGCGGCUUUGUGUGCCAGCUGCUGUGGAAGUGCAGUCGCCACCAGCAAUUUCCGUCACAGAAAUCAGUGAGAGAACAGACAACAGGAAUCCAAUUUUCAAGUCCGUGAAGGAUGCAGUGAAGAAACUCAUCUCCCGAGGUGGUGGGACUUUCUUGUACCGUGUCCCAAUCGCCACGGUAAGACUAAGAGAAGAAGCAGAUGCUGUAGUGACAGGUGCUCCUGGAGAGGUGGAUUGGCCCGAGUGUGUCUCAGGUGCCGUAGUUGGAGUGGCAUUGAAGGUGGCUAUCAUGCUGGGCCCUCAGACAACAUCUACAGCAUUACCAUCCAUUGUCCCUGAUCCAGAUGAGUCUCGCGCGGUGAACAUUGACUGCGAAACUUGCCGCAUUUGCGUCGCGCAGAAAGGAGGUCCUCCACUGGAUCCAGCCAAGCUGCAUGGUCGACAUGAAGAAGGCAUAGCACAAGAGCUAGAGAUCUGGGCCAAGAGAGCCAGAAACAAACCGAACACGUGGCGAUUACUCUAUAUCCAAGCGCAGGCCGCAAAUGUAGACGGGCCAUCAAGAUUAGCUAUCCACUCUGCCCCGCAGAUUUUGCAAUCCUUGGGAAGACAGCUUGGAGAUCUGGUACUAGCAGCUGUUGCAGACAUUGAGUUCUGCAUAGAGCCUUUCGAAAUCAGCUAUGGAGAGUCUCACUUGGAGUCUCUGCGCUGUAUGGUAGCUGAAGAAAUUGCAAACCUUUUGGGCAUCUCUUCAGACCAGGUCAUGUGUGGUUCUUUCAAAUUGAAAAGUGUGAUCCCCAAGUGGCGGCAUGUGCGGCGCAACUCAAUGAUGCUGCAGAUCGCCCUGCUUCACCAAGGGCUCAUACAGGUAGUUCGGGGGCCACAGAUGCCCACCAGGCAGGCAGCAGAUCCUCUUCCAGAACUCGUCAGCAAAAAGGCGCCUCGACUCACCAAGUCUGCCACAACGAAGAUGUGGACGGACCCUCUCAAUGACACAGCGGAGCCAACGUCCCCAACUGGGACCAAAAAAAGCAUUGCGUUGACACGAGCACUAACCACCCUCAAAGACACGCAGGAAGCUUUCUCGCAAACUAUGCGGGAUACUGGUCUGAACAAGUCUUCUUCCGAACCAUCGCUGACAAAAUCCAAGAGCUUGUUUGACAGAGUCUACGCCAAAGGUGGAUCAUUUCCAAGUAAAGACAUGCCUCCAGAUCAGUUACUCAAGACCUUGAUGCACAUCUUGGGCGACACCACGCAUCCAAUCCGAAAGCACCCUCAGAUCUUCCCCAUGUUCGCACGGAUCUCGAAGCAAGCUGUGGUGGUCAGAGCACCCCUUGUGGCAAGUCAAGAUAUCAUCGAUCCGGAACGAAUGGCCGAGAGCAUCAGAGAGCUCAUGAAGCCUCGACGGGUCAAGAGCGUUCCUUCUGACGUAGAUGGGGAAACUUUGGAGAACCUCUCUACGAUGCGGACCGAAAUUCUGUCUCUGUAUUCGCAGCCAGGUGGUAGCAUUGCAGUGCAGAAGUCGCAGCUGGUGAACUUGACUCCAAAAGAGAUUCUGGAUAUGGCAGACAGCACCUUUGGUCAGAUGCACACUCUUGUUGCUUGUUUGGAGGCGAUGAUUGAAAAAACGGAGAAUGACACCGAGUACUGUCAAAGGCUUUGCCUUCAUCACGCAGUUGACCGCACUUUGGUGGUCAUGCGGCACUUUACAUCCAGCCGGGAGGUUGUUUUCCGUGGUCUUCGGUUGAUCCGCAAUCUCACAGUCCACGAUAUUCUCUCAGUGGAUGCUAUACUGCAACACUCGCUUGCUCCUGACCUGAUGCUGUCUCUGGACAAUUUCCCUUCUGAUCAAGAAGUUCAGCAGUUGGCUUGUCAGAUUCUUCGGCGGGUUUACAUUCGAGCGAGGGAGAAUACCAUCAUGGGCUCACGUGUGGUGACUCUGGGGAAGCAGUUGGAUGAGGUGUGGACUUUCCAUGGCUUGUCGAGAGUUUUGACAUCCAUGAAGCUGUUCCAGGAAAAUGCAGAUAUACAGCUGGAAGGGUGCAUGCUCUUAGCCUCAAUCGGUGAGGUGCUGUAUAACAAUGGCUACGCCACAGAGGUCUUCAAACUUCUAGAAACAGGUAUUCGCAAGCAUGCCGGCCGAGCUGAUCUGCUUUGCCAGACGAUUCUGAUAAUUUCGCGUUUGGGGUCAUCAUUUUUGUCACUGGAACCGCGUGGCAUCCAAACCAUUGUUGAUGCCAUGGCACGGCACAGAUCGGAUAGAAACCUGCAGAUGACUGCCGUCCGAGCUCUCUUCACUUUAGCCAAAGACGAGUUGGCUUUGCAGUCCUGCCGUGCUGGAGGAGGUGCAGGUGCGAUCUUAUCAGCUAUGGCAGCUCAUCCUGACACAGCUCAAAUUCUUCAGGAAGGAACCCGGGCGUUGGAAAAGCACUGUCCCAGGGCGGUGGCAAAAAUUACUCGCCUGUGCGGAGAUAUUGCUUGCCUGUUGCCUCCAGCCACGUGGACAACUGGCCCGGAUCAAGGCACCAUGCAGGUGCGUCUCGAUGUGGAGGAGCUCAAGGCAACCGGAUGGGCAGCAAGAGGCAUUGAGAAUCUGGUUGUCGAGUUCAAUCCACCAACGAACAGCCUUGGGCAGCAGGAAGAAGACCUGCUGCAUUUGGACGCAGGAUUUCGUAAGAAGAAGGGCCUACGAGAUGACAUCGAUGCUGCUGACCACCUGUGGAUGUCCAUUGGAAAAGCUCAGGUGGCAAUGCCACGUGGCAGCUCAAGCCACAACAUUCGUCAGAAGGACAUCAAUGCCCUGUCUCAGUUGGGCUGCGAUGUUGAAGUCCUGCGGCAACCAGGGCCCAAAAGAGAUCAGGUUCGUCGCUUGUGUGAAGUCUUGAAAGAAGGUGUGGGGCCAAAGAAAUACAGCGCACAAGAUGGAGAGCUGCUGAUCCUGUUGUUGGGCCAUUUCGCUUGGUUUUCGCACACCCACGCCAGGGAAAUCAUCGAAUUUGGUGGGCACACUUCGAUUGUAGAGUGGCUCACAACGAAGCGCUUCAAAGGUCAAGCAAAUGCACUGGAUGAUGCUCUCGCCUUUCCCUUGCAUCGUGCUUGUUUGUGUACAUUGGCUUCUAUAUGCAGGCAUGGCAUAGAUACAUCCAAUCAUGUCUUGGAACUUGACGGUGUAGAGCUCGCCUUGCAGUUUGCAACACAUUUGGAAGCUGGCGUUCGAUGUUGUGCGCUGCGUUUGCUGGCGCGGCUCAUAUCAUAUGCAGCCAAGAGACAUCCACAAAAAGACUCUCUUCCUUUGGACAGUUUGUGGCCCAUCAUUUUGGUUGAACUGCGAAGCAACGACGAGCUGUUGCGCACAGUAGCUGGCGCCUGUGCCCUAGAAGCCAUAGCCAAUGGCUGUGUCCCGGUAGAGAAUGGAAACAGUACCGUUCCUCAAAGUUUAGCUUUAGCUUUAUUGAAUGCUCUGGAAUUGGCGGCGGACGCAGAUUCCUCAGCGGCAGCUCUUCCGCUGCUCAUUGCAGUGAAUCGGAUGGCAGGGGAUGAGGAUGAGCUCAUUCACGGUGCCAUGCGGAAGAACGAGAGUUUGAUCCCUUUGAUGACUGAUUGGUUGCCGAAAGCAACCAGGCCGAUGGCUGUUGCAACUGCGAAAGCGGCUGGACUCUCAGCUGCCUGCACCCUUCGGCUCCUCAGUGAUGCUGGAGCUGCAUUGGACGGAAGUGAGUUAGCACCUCUUCUGCGCUAUGGGACUAGUGUGCUGGCAGAAGCAAGGUUGCAAGAAGCGUGCAAAGCCGCCAUCCAGUUUUCAGUCCAGAGAGAGCAAGAUGCUGGGCUGUUAAUCCAGAUGCUGACUGGUAGAUUGAAGCUCGGCAGCAAAGGUGAGGAUAAGAUUGCGGAUGUGGGCAUCAUGAUUCGAGUUGCUCAGAGAGCCACCAGUCUUAUCAAGCUCGAUCCGAAUCAAGCGAGUGAUGCUUUGCUGGAAGCCUUGGAGAACUCGGAAGAGCUGGUGCCUCCGGACGUCAAUGAAGCCAGAGACAUGCAAGCAGUGCUGGAAGAGUUGCAGGAAGUGAUUCGCAAAUCCAUUAGCAUCCGGAAUGGUGAAGUGGAGGAGGAUCAAGAAGAGCCAGGGCAGCCAGAGUGUGAGGUGGAAGAACAGACACAGCAGACAUAGAAGCUCUCAAAAACAUAUCAGCAAUGGAGCAUGAUGUAGCAUGUGGAUGCGUGUGGUAAAACGUGGUGGUUCGGUAGUUCAGCUGGCAGUUGAUUUGGAAGUGGCAGUGGCCAAAGGUUUCACUCCAGGCUCCGCAGUUUCACAAGAUCCGCUCCGAAGUUGAGC
This is a messenger RNA of Cladocopium goreaui, 4548 nucleotides long. NCBI's taxonomy places the organism in Eukaryota, Dinophyceae, Suessiales, Symbiodiniaceae. The record is from the annotation of a GenBank genome assembly.